This is a messenger RNA of Oryza brachyantha (malo sina), 1739 nucleotides long. RefSeq names its product trihelix transcription factor ASIL2-like. Lineage: Eukaryota; Viridiplantae; Streptophyta; Magnoliopsida; Poales; Poaceae. The record is from RefSeq and is a predicted model, not a curated record. The transcript has a single exon. Gene Ontology annotation, cellular component: nucleus. Gene Ontology annotation, molecular function: transcription cis-regulatory region binding. The coding region runs from base 294 to 1283 and encodes 329 amino acids.
ACCCGCGCCCACCCACCACCACCGCGCGGGGCGCCGCCACGCGACAAACCCCCUCAGAGCCACCGCGCCGCACCGCACGGGCACGCCACCACCACCCGCACCCACGCGGCCGCCGCGGUGCCCUCCACCCCCAGCCGGUCAUUUCACCGCUCCCCCGGCCCACGCCCGCCGCGUGGCCCACCUCCUCCGCCACCACGACCGCUUUUAUCACCGAUUCCCCAUCUCCUCCUCCCAUCUCCUCCACCACCACCAAACCCUAGCCGCCGCCGCCGACGCCGACGACGACGACGACCAUGUCUUCCUCCUCGUCGCCGCCUCCCAACCCGGACGCGCUCUCCUCCCCGGAUCUCCCUCCGCUGGCCACCCCCGUCGCCGCCGCGGCUGCCGCCGCCGCCGCCGCCGCGUCUUCCGGCGGGGGAGGUGGCGCGGGGGGCUCGGCAAGGAGGCUGCCCCCGCCCUGCUGGACGCCCGAUGAGACGCUUGCCCUCAUCGAGGCAUACCGUGUCAGGUGGGAGGCGCUGCGCAAGGGCAACCUGAGGGCGUCCGACUGGGACGACGUCGCCGGCGCCGUCACCGCCCGCUGCGGGAGGUUCCCCACCGCCACCCACAAGUCCGGCGUCCAGUGCCGCCACAAGAUCGAGAAGCUCCGGAAGCGGUACCGCGCCGAGCGGACGCGCGCCGCCGGCCGCUCCAAGGCGCCCAAGUGGCCCUUCUUCUCGCUCCUCCACGACCUCGCCGGCGGCGGGGCGCCAGACCCCAGCCCCAACCCCAUCAUCAAGAUCAAGUCCAAGGGCCCCUCCGCCUCCACCGCCGCGGCCUCCCCCUCCCCAACGUCCCCUUCUCCCGUAUCCUCCCCUUCCUCCGAGGAGGCGGGGGCAGACGCGGGGCGGAGCAGGAGCCUUCACGGCCUCAUCUCCAACGGCGGGGGUGGGAGCGGGCUGCGCUUCACCAUCCCCAAGGCCUCCCGCUCCAAGCCUGUCUCCCGUGAGCCCAAGGUGGAGAAAAGCGACGAGGACACAGAGGCGGAGGCCAUGGCGGAGGUGGCCUCGGCGCUGCGUGCCGUCGGGGAGAAGUUCCUGCGGAUGGAGGAGCGGAGGCUGGAGAUGUCUCUCCGGAUAGAGAAGGAGCGCAUGGAGUCGGAGAUGAAGCGCACCCAGACGCUGCUCGACGCGCAGCAGCUGUUCGUCGAGGCCUUCCUCAGCAAGCAGCAGCAGCAGCAGCUCCACCAUCACCACAAGAAAGCCAAGGUGAUCUCCUCCGCCGCUGCCAUGGAUGAGGAUUGAUCUCCACAUGGAGCUUUGCUGCUGCUCAGCAUCGCCAACUUCAUGUUGUUGAUGUCACUUCUUUGUGUUAAUGUUUACUACUGCUCUUUGUUAACUGCUGGGGUUAGUCGUUGACUUGUGAUAAUUCUACAACUAGGUGUUUUGUGUUUGGAAGGGUGAUUAAAGAAGUAGUGAGGGUUUGGAGGGCAAAGAAUGUAGGUGUAGGUACGGAGAGGGGGAGAGUGAGGAGGAUUAGGAGUGAGUGAUCAGUUAAGCUGUAAUCAGUUCAGUACUUCAGUGAUCUUGUGCUUGAGAUGCUGUUGUUGCAAUGCAGCUGCUUUGUCCAAAUAUUAGCAUAUUAUUGCCAGGUUUUCACUCGAUGAGUGUCCGUCCACAAUCUGUGACAUGUUCGAUGUUUCUAGCCUUCUAGUAAGUGAUUAAUUCAAAGAAGGCUCUGUGAAAUGUUUCUCCAUGACU